Messenger RNA from Salvia splendens (bonfire salvia), 719 nucleotides. Its product is annotated as protein trichome birefringence-like 41. NCBI's taxonomy places the organism in Eukaryota, Viridiplantae, Streptophyta, Magnoliopsida, Lamiales, Lamiaceae. The transcript is spliced from 3 exons. Gene Ontology annotation, molecular function: O-acetyltransferase activity. Gene Ontology annotation, cellular component: Golgi apparatus. The coding region runs from base 14 to 715 and encodes 233 amino acids. The record is from RefSeq and is a predicted model, not a curated record.
GAGAGAGAGGGAGAUGAGAUUAAAAGGUAUGUUAAUCCUUGCAACUGCGAUUAGCGUAGCAUUGUGGCAAUCCAAAGCAAAUGCAGAGGAAAAUAAAUCAUGUGAUUUGUUUGAAGGGGAAUGGUUGUCUGAAUCGUCCGCACCGUACACUCUCUACAACUACGCAUCGUGUCCGUUCAUCCAAAAAGAGUUCAACUGCCGCAAAAAUGGCCGCUCCGACGACUUGUACCUUAGGUACAACUGGCGACCAAACUCCUGCAACUUAUCAAGGUGGGACUUCAUCGAAUUAGGGGGGCAGCUCUUCAAAGACAUGGAUCGCGUCCUCGCCUUCGAGAAAGCGCUCCACACGUGGGCCGGUUGGGUCGACGACAACGUGGACCCCACCACGUCCAAAGUUUUCUUUCAAGGGAUUUCCCCAUCGCAUUACAAUGGGAUCGAAUGGAACGAGCCACGUGCGAAAUCGUGCAUAGGACAAAAAGAGCCCGUGGUGGGGCCCACGUAUCCUGGGGGUUUGCCACCGGCUCUAGGGGUGCUAAAGAAGGUGCUUGGGGCGAUGAGGAAGCCCGUCACGCUAUUGGGCGUGACGGUCCUUUCGUUGAUGAGGAAAGACGGGCAUCCCUCGAUUUACGGGCUUCCUUUGAUGGACUGCAGCCAUUGGUGCUUGCCUGGAGUUCCGGAUACUUGGAAUCAGAUUCUUUACAACCUCAUUGUUUGAAAGG